GUCUCUCCGUUUCUCUCUCUAAAGUCAGAAGAAAACAACAGCUGGAAUGCAAGUAAGAGAGAAGAAGAAGGAAGAUGGAAGCAAAUUGGUUUCAUUAAUUCAAUAUAUUCAGACCUUACCCGUACAUAAAAGGAAAUGGCAGCAGCCAGCCGCCAUUGAAGCCCAGCCCUGGAGCUCCCUUCCUCAACAUGGGCUUCCGCAAAACUUGUUUCUUUCUUCUGUUUUUUGUUUUGUUGUUCUAAGACUGUCUGUGUCGUCAUCCGUCGACCCUCUGUUUCUUGAUUUCGAGCUGCUCUGCUUCAUAUGGGUGUUCAAAAUUUGUGCUUGAUAAUCAUUGUCGCAGCUCUCUGCCUCCAGUUCAGGGUUCUGUACUCGCAGAGCCUCACCUGCGAUGCCGGUGAUCUCAGGGCCCUCCAGGACUUGAUGAAGGGGCUCGAGUCCGGCAUCGAUGGGUGGGGUGGCAACUCCUCCACCAACUGCUGCGAUUGGCCCGGCGUGUCCUGCAACUCCUCGGCUUCUCUCGGGCUAUCAGACGGGGCUUCCGGGUCGGAAAGAGUAGUUCAGCUGGUUCUCGGCAGCAGAAGGUUGAUCGGCAACCUCUCUUCGGCAGUUGGCGAUUUGGAUCAGCUAAGGUUGCUCAAUCUCUCUCGCAAUUCAUUACAAAAAGGGAUACCCAGUUCGGUGCUCCGGCUUCCGAACUUGGAGGCUCUCGACCUGAGCUACAAUGAUUUAUCAGGACCGGUCCCGGCAAGCAUCUAUUUGCCGUCGAUUCAGUUCUUUGACAUAUCCCAGAAUUCGUUCUCCGGUCCCCUGCCUGUAGGAAUCUGCGCCAAUUCGACUCGGAUUCGGUUUCUCAAUCUUUCAGUGAAUUACUUCUCCGGCGAUAUUCCUCCGGGAUUGGGAAACUGUAGGCUCCUGGAGGACCUACGCUUGGGCACUAACGAUCUUACUGGCAGCAUCCCGGAAGACAUCUUCGGGCUAGGCCGCUUGGCACGGUUUCUCAUCCAGGACAACAAGCUUGCGGGUCCGUUGAGCAGCGGGAUAGGUAACCUCUCCCACCUUGUCAAAUUGGACUUAUCCCUGAACAUGUUCUUGGGAAACAUACCCGAUGUUUUCGGGAACAUGAGGAGCCUGCAGUACUUCAUUGGCCAUUCGAAUGGAUUCAAUGGCUCGAUCCCGUCCUCCCUGUCAAACUCCGAGACACUCGUGUUCCUCAACCUGAGGAACAACUCCCUUGCGGGCAGUAUCAACCUGAACUGCACGGCCAUGACGAGCCUUGGGUCCCUCGAUCUGGGUUCGAACAGCUUUGAUGGGCCCCUUCCCAAUAAUCUCCCUGAAUGCCGAAGCUUGAGGAACAUAAACCUAGCAAGGAACUCCUUCAGUGGUGAAAUCCCCAGCACUUUUGGGAAUUUCCAGAGCCUGGUGUAUUUGUCCCUCUCGAACUCGAGCCUUACGAACCUCUCCUCUGCUCUUGGGAUCCUUCAACAGUGCAGGAAUUUGACCUACUUGGUCCUCACCUGGAACUUCUAUGACGAGCUAUUGCCGGCAGGCUCGACCCUGAAUUUUCCGAACUUAAGAGUCCUGAUCGCUGCAAACAGCCGGCUCCAAGGUCCGGUCCCUGAGUGGCUUAACAAGAGCACGAACCUCCAGCUGCUGGACCUCUCCUGGAACCGGCUCAGCGGUCCUGUUCCAUCAUGGUUUGGCAGCUUUCAGUCCCUCUUCUACCUUGAUUUAUCGAACAAUUCUCUCACAGGCGAGAUCCCAAAGGAGAUCACUUCCCUACCAAGCCUGAUUAACCGGAACAUCUCACUGGAAGAGCCCUCUCCCGAUUUCCCGCUCUUCAUGAAACGGAACGUGAGUGCUAGGGGCUUGCAGUACAAUCAAGUCCUGAACCUGCCGCCCACACUGGACCUGGGUUACAACUCCCUCAGUGGCUCAAUCUGGCCCCAGUUCGGGAACCUGAAGAAGCUCCAUAUCCUCGAUUUCAGGAAUAAUUUCCUGUCGGGAUCGAUUCCCGAUAGCUUAUCAGGUAUGACAAGCUUGGAAGCUCUGGACUUGUCCUGCAACAAUCUCUCCGGAACGCUCCCAUCCUCUCUGACAAGGCUCAACUUCCUCUCAAAAUUCACUGUCGCUCAUAACAACCUCUGGGGACCAAUACCAAUCGGGACUCAGUUUGCGACUUUUCCUAAUUCGAGCUUCGAAGGGACAAAUCUUUGUGGAGAUCAUGCUCCACCGUGCCCAGCAGACCAAGACCGGAAUGCGUCUUCCAAGACAUCCCAUCAAUCCAAUAGGAGCGGGAAGAUUGUCGGUAUGGCAGUCGGGGUAGUAGUCGGGACCAUUUUCAUUCUCGGCCUCAUGAUCUUGAUCGUGUGGCGGACACAUAACCCAGGAGAGGUUGAUCCUGAGAAGGAAGAGGGCCGUUAUUGCAAUCGCGAUAUCAAGGAGCAAGAAUCCCAGCUCUUGGUCAUGUUCGAACACAUGGAGAGCACUGACGAGAAGCUCUUGUAUGAGGAUAUCUCGAGGGCUACUGAAAAUUUCGAACAAAAGAACAUAGUUGGGUGCGGCGGGUUCGGAAUGGUCUAUAAGGCGACCCUCCCUGAUGGAAGCAAGCUUGCGAUCAAGAAGCUCUCUGGUGACUGCGGGCAGAUGGAAAGAGAGUUCCAGGCCGAAGUUGAAGCCCUCUCACGGGCCCGGCAUCCGAACCUCGUCCCCUUGCAGGGCUACUGCAUGGACGGAGAGGUGAGGCUCCUGAUCUACUCCUACAUGGAGAAUGGGAGCUUGGACUACUGGUUGCACGAGAAACCAGACGGUCCCGCCAAAAUGGACUGGUCCACGAGGCUCAAGAUUGCCCGUGGGGCUGCCAGCGGUCUUGCAUACUUGCACCAAUCAUGCGAGCCUCAUAUAUUGCAUCGGGACAUAAAGACGAGCAAUAUCCUUCUCGACCAGGACUUUGAGGCCCACUUGGCUGAUUUUGGACUUGCGAGGCUGAUCUGCGCCUAUGACACUCACGUGACCACAGACCUCGUCGGGACUUUGGGUUACAUCCCACCCGAGUAUGGGCAGGCCUCAGUUGCUACUUACAAGGGUGAUGUAUACAGCUUUGGUGUCGUCCUUCUAGAGCUUCUCACGGGGAAGAGGCCAAUGGACAUCUGCAAGCCGAAAGGGUCCCGCGAUUUGAUAUCGUGGGUGAUUCAGAUGAAGCGGGAUGGCAGAGAAGGAGAGGUCUUCGAUCAGAACAUCUACGGGAAGCAGCACGAUAAGGAAAUCUUGCGAGUUUUCGAGAUCGCCUGCUGCUGCUUGAACAAUAGCCCCAAAGACAGGCCUUUGACUCAGCUGCUGGUAUCCUGGCUCGAGAAAGUCGACAGCGAUUGCUAGCAUCGAAACUUUCAUGUACAUUCAGGGAAUUUUUUUGAACCUUUUCCCCCCCCCCCCCUCCUCCAAUUGUUACCCGAAAAAUGUUGCAGUCAAUCAUUUUUUUUUUCGCUCUGUAAAUAACAGAAAGCUAUCUAACCGAAAGGAACCAAUUGACUUCUUUAGUUCUUGCUUCCUUUGCUUGUAAAAUAAUGUUGUUCUUCAAAGGUGUAUGAAUAAGAGGAGCUGUACAUCUGUUAUCAUCA
Punica granatum (pomegranate) is the source of this 3617-nucleotide messenger RNA. The record is from RefSeq and is a predicted model, not a curated record. NCBI's taxonomy places the organism in Eukaryota, Viridiplantae, Streptophyta, Magnoliopsida, Myrtales, Lythraceae.